Bombus terrestris (buff-tailed bumblebee) is the source of this 1857-nucleotide messenger RNA. It is a transcript of the gene AspRS, whose product is annotated as aspartate--tRNA ligase, cytoplasmic. Gene Ontology annotation, biological process: aspartyl-tRNA aminoacylation. The coding region runs from base 143 to 1741 and encodes 532 amino acids. NCBI's taxonomy places the organism in Eukaryota, Metazoa, Arthropoda, Insecta, Hymenoptera, Apidae. The transcript has 12 exons. Gene Ontology annotation, cellular component: cytosol; cytoplasm; aminoacyl-tRNA synthetase multienzyme complex. Gene Ontology annotation, molecular function: aspartate-tRNA ligase activity; RNA binding; ATP binding. The record is from RefSeq and is a predicted model, not a curated record.
GCUUUUUCUUUGAUUUCUAUUAGCUUGUAUAUAUAUGUAUUUAAUGUGAUCAAUUUAGAUAACCUCUACUCGUAUGUGAUAAGAAAAGUACUGGCAAUUUGUCAUUAAUUACGUGCUAUUUUCAAGUUUGAAUAAAAUAAAGAUGAAAGAAGAUAAACGUGCUAAUUUAACUACAGAGAGCGAUGAGCUUUCUAAGAAGGCUCUUAAGAAACAGCAAAGAGAGGCAGAAAAAGCAGCAAAGAAAGCUGAACGUAAAGCUCAGAUUCAAGCACAACAAGAUGUAGUUCAGGAAGAGGAUAUAUCAGUUGGGAAAUAUGGAGAAAUAGGAUUAAUACAGAGUAAAGAGAAACACACAGAAAGGAAAUUUACUGAUGUUAAAAAUUUGAAUCCCAGUUUAGAAAAUCAGACUAUAUGGUUAAGGGGACGUUUACAUACUAGUCGUGCUAAAGGUAAACAGUGUUUUAUCGUUCUAAGACAGCAAUCUUAUACAAUACAAGGUUUAGUUGCAGUCAAUGAAAAAGUCAGCAAACAAAUGAUUAAAUUUAUAUCCAACAUUACUAAAGAAUCUAUUGUGGAUAUAGAAGCAGUUGUAAAAUGUGUUCCUUCCCAAAUUGAAUCAUGUACUCAAAAAGAUGUUGAAGUUCACAUUGAAAAAAUUUUUGUAAUAAGUGCUGCAAAACCACAAUUGCCUUUACAAAUUGAAGAUGCUUCAAGACCUGUAGGGGAAGUCGAUGAUAAUGCUUUGAACAUAAAAGUGAAUCAAGAUACUAGACUAGAUAAUAGAGUCUUGGAUCUAAGGACUCCAGCUAAUCAGGCUAUAUAUAGAAUAGAAGCAGGUGUCUGUAAAUUAUUCAGAGAUAUACUUACAAGUAAAGGAUUUGUUGAAAUUCAUACACCAAAAAUUAUAUCUGCUGCAAGUGAAGGUGGUGCAAAUGUAUUCACAGUAUCAUAUUUUAAAGGAAAUGCUUAUUUAGCACAGUCUCCACAACUUUAUAAACAAAUGGCAAUAGCUGCUGACUUUGAUAAAGUUUUUACAACAGGAGCAGUCUUUAGAGCUGAAGAUUCAAAUACUCAUAGACAUUUGACAGAAUUCGUCGGUCUCGAUUUAGAAAUGGCAUUCAAAUACCAUUAUCACGAAGUAGUUGAUACUAUUGGACAGUUAUUUGUAGAGAUGUUUAAAGGUCUCCGUGACAAUUACGCUGCCGAAAUCGAGGCUGUACGUCAGCAGUAUAAUGUCGAACCAUUUAAAUUUUUAGAUCCGCCUUUGAAAUUAGAAUUUAAGGAUGCUAUUGAAUUAUUAGCGGAAGCUGGUGUAACUUUGGGUGAAGAAGAUGAUUUAUCUACGCCGGAUGAAAAAUUGUUAGGCAAACUUGUUAAAGCAAAAUAUGAUACGGAUUUUUACAUCUUGGAUAAUUAUCCAUUGGCAGUAAGACCGUUUUAUACCAUGCCAGAUCCAAAUAAUCCGAAAACAUCAAAUUCUUAUGACAUGUUCAUGCGUGGUGAAGAAAUUAUGUCUGGUGCGCAACGUAUUCAUGAUCCUGAACUUCUUACAGAACGUGCAAAGCAUCAUGAAAUUGACAUAGAAAAGAUAAGAUCAUAUAUUGAUGCAUUUAAAUAUGGUUGCCCUCCCCAUGCUGGUGGUGGUAUUGGAUUGGAGCGUGUUGUUAUGUUAUAUCUUGGCUUAGACAACAUUAGAAAAGUCUCGAUGUUCCCUCGUGAUCCUAAACGUAUUACGCCAUAAAAUUUCAACUUUAAAAUAAUUCGUGCAGUACAUAUAUAUUAAUGUAUAAUGAAUACAUUUGUAUCAUUUGUAAUUACUAUAUCAUUGAAAAAAGCAAUAAACAGACAUUUUGAAUA